Messenger RNA from Penicillium expansum, 360 nucleotides. RefSeq lists its product as uncharacterized. The coding region runs from base 1 to 360 and encodes 119 amino acids. The transcript has 3 exons. Lineage: Eukaryota; Fungi; Ascomycota; Eurotiomycetes; Eurotiales; Aspergillaceae. The record is from RefSeq and is a predicted model, not a curated record.
AUGUUUGCCAUGGACUAUUACAACAUGUCGAACCCUACCGAAAGAACCGCAGAAGAUAAUUAUGAGAGAGAAAAUGAUCCUUCGCCUGUAACCGAAGACUUCACAGAAAACACCUAUGUCAAAGAGCCAAAGUCCCACUUGAGAGGUCAAGUCCCCGUUCAACUAGAUGAACAGUCAUUUGAGGAUCCAAUGCAACCUCCUUAUUCCAAUUCUGAUCAGCAGCUUGAGGACGACGAACGCGAAGCGAUCAAUAAGUCUAAUGUCAUGAGGGGAGAUCGUCUUCGUCAUGCAAAGCCUAGAACCGCGAACAAGUACAAUGAGGGACCAGGUGAAGAUGAUCUGCCGGCCGGACUUGAGUGA